AUGGCGAAUUUUAAAAUGAAAAGAGUCCAGCGCUGGCUGCCUUUGCUUUUGUUUCUUCCUUUAUCGAGCGUUUUGUGUUUUAGCGAGUUGUCCUUCAUCACAGAGCCCACUGAUGUGACUGUCCUGCCGAAGGACCCUGCUGUACUGGACUGUCAGGCUCACGGGCAGCCUCCAGUCGCAAUCAAGUGGCUCAAGAAUGGAGUGAAGCUGGCAGAAAGUGAACACAUGCAGUUUCUGCCCAAUGGCUCCCUGUACAUACCAAAGACAAAGCAUACCAAGGAGGAUUCAGAUGAAGGCUUCUACCAGUGCCUUUCCCAGAACAAAUAUGGAGCUAUCCUAAGCCAAAGAUCACGUCUGACUAUCGCUAGUAUCUCAGAGUUUGUGUUGCAUCCUGUGCCUGUGGUGGUGACUGAGGGCUCUGUGGCACGAUUCUCCUGUGCAGUCGCCUCCAACCCUCCCGCCACCAUCACCUGGGAGGUCAACCAAAGCACACUACCUCUCCAGACAGACAGAAUAACAGCUUUACCAAAUGGAGUUCUUCAGAUCUACAAUGUGCAACUGGAAGACGCUGGACAGUAUCGAUGUGUGGCAACUAACAUUGGUACCCGGUUAAGGAGUAGAGCAGCCACACUGACAGUCAAUCAAGAUGCUGGCCCUAAACCACGUCAAAGACCCAAAAUUAUUGCUGGACCCCAAAACGUUACUGUUUCCCAACGUCAGACUGUGGUACUGGAGUGUGUGGCCACAGGUAAUCCUUGGCCUAUCAUCUCCUGGAGCCGCGCUGACAGUAAACCCAUCGAUGUGUAUAAUGCCAAAGUACUGGGCAACGGGAAUCUGGUUAUUACUGAUGUCAAUUCCAAGCACAGUGGAGUCUACCUCUGCAGGGCCACUACCCCAGGAACCCGCAACCACACGACUGCUGCAGCCAACCUCACAGUUCUAGUGCCACCAAACAUUGUUGAGAGGCCUGAGAGCCAGACCCGUCCAAGAGCAGGCACUGCCAGGUUCAUGUGCCAAGCGGAGGGAGUGCCUCCGCCACGCAUCAGCUGGCUAAAGAAUGGUGAAGCAGUUCACCUAAAUGGAAGGAUCAAGAUGUACAACAGUAAACUUGUCAUCACGCAGAUCAUCCCGGAGGAUGAUGCUAUCUAUCAGUGCGUGGCAGAGAAUGAGCAAGGUUCUGUGCUGUCCUUGGCCCGCCUUAUUGUGGUCAUGUCUGAGGAUAGACCCAGUGCACCGAGGAACAUCCAUGCUGAAACCAUCUCCAGCUCUGCUAUCUUACUGGCCUGGGAAAGACCGCUGUACAAUGCAGACAAAGUCAUCGCCUACUCUAUCCAUUACAUGAAGGCUGAAGGUCUGAACAACGAAGAAUACCAGGUUGUCAUUGGCAACGACACAACCAGUUAUAUCAUCGACGACCUUGAGCCAGCUCGGAACUACAGCUUUUACAUCGUGGCCUAUAUGCCAAUGGGAGCCAGCCGUAUGUCAGACCAAGUCAGUCAACAUACCCUGGAGGAUGUGCCUCUUCGUACCCCAGAAUUAAGCCUGACCAGUCACAGCGCAACAGACAUCCAGGUGAGCUGGCAGCCGCUGCCGGCCAAACUGAGCCGUGGCCGGGUGUCUGCGUACCGACUCUCCUACCGGACAGCCGUGGACAGCAAUGUUAUAUCCCUGGAGCUGCCACAAAACAGCACCGAAUACCUUCUGGAGGGCCUGCAGCCCGAUACCAUCUACCUGCUCCGCAUGGCUGCGGCUACGCGAGUGGGUUGGUGCGAACCGUCGGCGUGGACGUCACACCGAACGCACAAGAUCUCCAGCAACAAAGUGCCUUCAGCCCCUCUUCUCCAACUUGAACCUCUGAACUGCACCUCCAUUACGGCUCGCUGGCAGACUGCCUCAGAUUCUGUGGCUGUCCAGGGAUUCCGUCUGGUUUACCAUGAGGAGGGCCAGCCCGAGCAGCCCACCAUACAGCUGCAGGCUCACGCCUUUUCCUACACCAUCAGUGGCCUUGAUCCAAGAAGAAAAUAUCAUGUCAAGAUUCUUGCUGUCAGUAAAGUGGGAGACGGAUAUCAGACGGACCAAACAGUUAGCACACCCGGCUGUGUGUCGGCCAGAGACCAAAUGGCAGCAGCUCCUCCACCUCCACACCAGGUCACAGUCUUGGCCAGUAAUUCAUCGGCGGUCUCGCUGCGUUGGAGUCGCCCGUCUUUCGCCCCUGGAAAAACUGUCAGCUUUACAGUCCGCUGUACACCUGUGGGCACACACAACGCCUCUGCUAUACGCUACCUGCAGACGACCAAGCAGAGUGUGACGGUUCAGAAACUGGCUCCAAACACACGCUAUGAGUUUGUGGUGCGUCUUCAUGUGGACCAGAUGUCGAGUCCUUGGAGUUCGGUUGUUUACCAUCAGACUCAACCAGCAGCACCCAGUCAACCUCCUGCAGGCCUGCGAGUAACUCUGAUUGAGGAUGAUACUGCUCUGGUGUCCUGGAGGGAGCCGACGGAGCCCAACGCAGUGGUAACACACUACACCAUCCUGUACGCUUCACAGAGAGACUGGAUGGCUGGACACUGGCAGAGAAUACAGAGGGAGGGAACUCAUACGAUGGCUCUGCUGGAGAAGCUGGAGCCGGGGAAUGUCUACCUGGUGAAGAUCGCUGCCUCCAACAGGGUGGGCGAAGGGCCUUUCUCUGCCGUUGCGGAGCUGGCGCUGAGGCGGGGAAACACGCACCGCAGCAAGAACCCCAGGCACUCUGACAGCUUCACAGAAACCACAGAGUUCUCUGAUGGUCUCUACCACAUAGACCAGAGGUCGAUGACAGGGAUCAUCGUUGGUGUGAGCAUCGCCCUGGCCUGUAUUGUUAUGUGUGCCUUGAUCCUGAUCAGUAAAGGCAGACCAAGAAAAUCCUCCAGUCCUAAAGUGAUUGCUGUGGGAGUGUCUGAAGGUCCACAUGCUGGUCUGACGCUGCCCGGUGAACACCACAUAGAGAACGUUGAGGCGCUUGUGCCAAUGAUCAGCGAUCACUUCUUAGAUGCCAAGGGUGGAUCCAACUUGGUCAUUAAUGGUUCCGGUCCAGUUGGUCAAAGCAAGAGAUGGCUCCUUUUCAAGAGAGAGGUCAGAAGUGCAGCUGACUGCAGCGUGGAAACAAGAGCAAGCCUGUACGAGGCUGGUAAAACCGUUCUGAGGUAUGAGGAGCGUCCAGGCUCUGCGCCGCUGCCUCCUUCGUCCCGGGAGAUCAUCUACGGCCCCCUUCACUCGGAGAGCUCUCACACCAGCGAGGGCAGCCAGGCGACGGGCGACUCGGGACACUACUCCAACGAGGAGAGCAACGGAGAGAUGAGCAGCCCGUCGACGCACCAGAGCUCCAGACCGGAAUCUUUCGGAUCAGACGACGCGACGAAGCCGUCUUAUCAGGUAGACGACGAGGAGAAGCCGAGCCCCGCCUUCCACCACUCCGCCCCCGCUGCCCCGCACACCCCCCAGGCAGCCCGCUCCAGCUCCUGACGCCGCCCGGCCCGUGCCUGCUCACCAGCGGCCAAAGCCACGCCGCUUCUACCUCGUUCGCUUUCCGUGUGAGGCCGCUCAGGAGGUAUCUGAGGGGACCGGGAAGCUCGCUGCUGCGAUGGAGGAGCUGGCGCCUCAGCUUUGGACUUACCUCAGGAUUUUGUAUGAAUGUUUGUUCCAACAUUUUUUUAUUUUUUAUUUUUUUCCGGUUUUUUAACAACUUUCUACCUGUUCGUCUGCGUUUGGCGUUGUCUGUCCUAAACCAAAGCUCACCCACGAUGAAUGUUAAAAUGAAUGUCAUAAAUGUACUGUGAUACAUUUGCAUUAUAUUUAAUUACUUUCCACUGGAGCGGAGGGUGCAGUCGAGCCUUGUUUGAUGACCUACCUCAGUGUUCUGUUUCUUAUUGACUUGACUACCUCCUUUUCGCCUGGUUUGUGUGCAGUAACACCUCAAACUCAGGGGACAAAGUGAAAAGGCUUCAUUGCCAUGUGUUGUUGACCUCUGUCCGGGCAUUUAUUUUCUUGUCUCUGUUCUCUCAGUUGGAGGAGCUUUUGUUUCAUAUUGUUUUCUCUUUGAAUGGUGUAUGAUGUGAAGAUGACAAGUGCAUUAGAUUCUGUCAAACUAUUUAGAGCUUUAUCAAACAAAACAGUAUUGUUUGACAUUUUCAGUGCACUAAACCCAAAGCUUUAACUUGGCCUUAAAACGAUAAGGGCUUUACAUUCUGAUAAAGAUUACAUCCAAAGACGGGAGAAAUUGUACCCAAAGAGUUUGCCGAAAUUAUGAUAAAUAUUCUAAAACAACCAAAAGUCUUGCGGAUGUAAAGGAAAAGUGCGUUUGCCAAAAUUGUCUUCUUGCCAAUGAUGUAAAUUUCUCUUCGAACUGGUGGAUUUCGUAGUGUAAAUUUAACCGAUGCUUUAUUCUGGUGAAAGCUUUAACACAAGUGUCCUCGGCUUGUGUUCCACUUGCCUUCUCAACCACUGCCGAACGCAGCAGUGAUGCCGAUGCUAUUAUCCAAAGAGUUGUCUGCUUCCUCAGAUGGGUAUGGCUUUUUUCACUCAGUUGAUCCUCGCGAUGACGUAUUGACACAAGACCAAAGAUCCAGCGUGUCUUGCCAGUGACAGAGGGUUGUAUUUAUAUUCUUUCUCUGAGAAUCGUCUGUCACCUUUCACAAACAAAGCAGUAUGUGGAGGGAGUCUCUCUGUCUCUCUCCUUUGUAUUUUCUGUCCAGGUGUGACAAUGAAGGAUACUGACUAUCAUAAUGAAAACCCAAUGUGUGAAGAGCAACAUAAUCACUUUUAAUACCUUUUGUAAUAGAAAUGAUCCUAACCAAAGAAGCUUGAAGUCUCUGUUAUUUAGUGAUUUUCUUUGGUUUUCAUUUACAUUCUAAACAUUCUUUGCAUUAUAUGCGAUAUGAUUUCCACUGGGUUUGAAUACUAGAAAAAGCAUUUUUGCAUAGCUCUUUUUUUUAAGCUUGAGAUGUCAAAAACUGAUCCGCUGUCUUUCUACAACCAUAAAAUCAGUACAUUUAAAUUUAGAUUGUCCCUUCUAGCAUAUUAUUGUGAACCAAAAAGUUUUCCAAAUUUAAACGUGACAGAUUCCACAAUAUGGCAAGUUUUGUAAUUCAAGUUUUUUCUGUGUCAUGUCAUAUAGAAGAUUAAUCUGGAAGCCACACGUAAAUUUGCUGACUUGACUCAGGUUUUAUAUGUAGAUUUAGAGUGUAGAUUUUACUGUUCUUAUUUAAGUUAUGGUUUUCUGAUAUUUCUGCUUUUGAAUACCAAAAUACUUUAAUCCAAAGUGAGCAACAAAGCAAAUUAUUUUAUGUGUUGAAAUGUUGCAACUGACUUUUUUGAUACUCUCAAGAUGU
This is a messenger RNA of Salarias fasciatus (jewelled blenny), 5366 nucleotides long. RefSeq names its product protogenin B-like. Gene Ontology annotation, molecular function: protein binding. Gene Ontology annotation, biological process: cell-cell adhesion. Bases 1 to 3501 code for a protein of 1166 amino acids. The transcript has 19 exons. NCBI's taxonomy places the organism in Eukaryota, Metazoa, Chordata, Actinopteri, Blenniiformes, Blenniidae. The record is from RefSeq and is a predicted model, not a curated record.